Neurospora tetraspora is the source of this 1011-nucleotide messenger RNA. RefSeq lists its product as uncharacterized. The coding region runs from base 1 to 1011 and encodes 336 amino acids. The transcript has 2 exons. The record is from RefSeq and is a predicted model, not a curated record. NCBI's taxonomy places the organism in Eukaryota, Fungi, Ascomycota, Sordariomycetes, Sordariales, Sordariaceae.
AUGUCGAUACCACCUGACAAAGCUGAGCUUGCCGAGCUGCUUGCUCCAUCCGUCGAGUCCAUCAUUGCCAAGGCUCGGCACGAGGACUUUCCAUGGAGUCGCGGUAUGCUCACCACCCACCUCUCCUUGGAUCCUACCACUCUGGGAGUUCUCUGUCGAGUCAACCUCCCGAAAAUCCUUGUUCGGAGAGAUUACUACUGUGAUGUUUUCGAGGACUACGGUCUUGAACGCACAAUCGAGUUCACCUGUCGACCAAACAGCCCUACGAAUCCCGACCAAUCUCCAGGUAGACUAUGUGUGACGAUUAGGCAGUGCAACAGCUACUUGAAUGCCGUUAAGUCAAUGAGGGACGCUCUUUGGGCAAAGGGCCGCAAGGGUUGGACUGAAUAUGGGUCUGCGAGAUAUAGACUUGGGAAUUACAGCCUGGAGAAUCAAAAAGGAACGGGAUUCAUUUGGGUGCGGUUGACCACCGUAGUCGAGUUACUGUACACCAACCACACAGGCCACACGGGUCUGGUCAUAGACGUUAGACGGCUUGCGACGGCACUCGACCAAGCGAUGAAAGACCACGAAGGGCCUAUAUCGACUGUUCCAAAGGGAUAUAUUAGGAGUGCGACCAUCCCGCCCGGCUUCACUCUCGACAAGCUGGAGCUACUGAGGUUUGAGUUUUGCCCAAGCACCGAUUACCACAGGGAGUUCGUGUUGUACCAAGAAGAGAAGGCCUUCGAGGUGAUUAAAGCAGCCAACUACGGUCCGGUUGAGGGUAGAACGGCUGAAGGUGUCGUUGAGAACGAGCUUGAGGUGGUCUGUCGGAAGGUGAAAGCGAAAGCGCAGCUGGUCAUUCGAAUUGCUCAUAAGACUUCGAUGUGGCCUGCGGAGAAGGUGUUUGAUCUGCAAUGUUACAGUCGCUUUGAUAGAUCCGACACCGACGAAGGCUCGGAUUGCCUUACGAGCUUAGAAAGCUUGGAGAGGUUAGAAAGCAUUCUGAAAGAUGAGCCAGCUAGUUCAUGA